CUCCAUCAACCCUCUCCAACCUCAUCCAACCUCUCCAAUUCAAUCACACACACAAACCAUGGCCCCCAUCACCGAAAUCGCCAUUCUGCCGCUCGCGGCCGGCGCCGCCGUCGAAGACGCCAGCUCCCCCGCCGGCCAGAUCUGGAACGACACGCUGCGCACGGUGCUGGGCCGCGACGGCGCGCAGCGCGCCUACUGGGGCCGCGAGCUCGAGAAUCCCAGCACGCUGCGCCUGUUUGUCGACUGGGAGACGCUCGAGCACCACCAGCGCUUCAUCGCCGACGCCUCCUACGCCCCCUUCGUCAAGCACCUCCUCCAGAUCCUCGACGGCGCCCCCCUCCUCUACCACUCGCAGCUGUCGCCCUCGCCGCCCGCCCCCGCCCUCAGCGACGCCAGCGCCCCCGCCACCGAGCUCCUGACCGUAUACUUCCCGUCGGACCUCUCGGCCGAGGACGCCGCCACGAUCGAGGCCAACAUCGCAAAGCUCACGGCCGCGAUCGUCGAGCACGGCGGCUCGGUCAUCAAGGGCGCCGCUGGCGGCUGGGUCGUCGAGACGCUCGACUACGACGCCGCGAAGGUCGAGGGCGGCAAGGCCAAGGCUUAUGUUGCCUGCGUUGGCUGGGAGAGCGUCGACGCCCAUGUCAAGUUUAGGGAUACGGACGCUUUCAAGCAGAAUAUUACCCUGUUGCGCGAGGCGCCGCAGCUGAAGGGCGUCGCUAUGGCGCAUGCCAAGUUGGUCGAGGCGCAGGCCCCGGCUGGUGUUUAGAUGCGUGCGGUGGUGGUGGGUUUGUGAAUGGUCUUGAUGGUGGUGGAAUAGACGCGAUGACUGCGGCCGUAGAUAGAUAGAGCUGAGCAGACUAGACCCGCUUGUACGUAUCACGAUCGCUCAAAUCAAGUAAAUAUUUGAUUUAUUGCUCCUUCACAUACCCAGAUACAUCGGAAGC
Messenger RNA from Aplosporella prunicola CBS 121167, 944 nucleotides. RefSeq lists its product as uncharacterized. NCBI's taxonomy places the organism in Eukaryota, Fungi, Ascomycota, Dothideomycetes, Botryosphaeriales, Aplosporellaceae. Bases 59 to 766 code for a protein of 235 amino acids. The transcript has 2 exons. The record is from RefSeq and is a predicted model, not a curated record.